This is a messenger RNA of Diaporthe citri, 744 nucleotides long. RefSeq lists its product as uncharacterized. Bases 1 to 744 code for a protein of 247 amino acids. The transcript has a single exon. The record is from RefSeq and is a predicted model, not a curated record. NCBI's taxonomy places the organism in Eukaryota, Fungi, Ascomycota, Sordariomycetes, Diaporthales, Diaporthaceae.
AUGAAUUCCUUCAGCAUAAGAAAAAAUCUCGCCAACGUGGCCGUCGCUUUGCUCCUGGCCACUCCCUCUGCGGCAGCACCUCCACGGCUGAUGGGCCGAGGAUGUCUGGCAAGCAUCGUGGCAGACCUGUCCUGCGCAGACAGCUCGAUAAUGACGCACUGUACAGCGAUCGAGACGGUGGACGUGGAACUCCUCGCGACCUGCCUGGAGGCAGCUGGUUGCACCCCAGAUGAGGCGGAGAAUGCACUGUGGAUCACAGAAAAGUGCCAGACCGGCCCCAGCUCAGACACAGAGCCGGACUUGGAGGGGGAGCUGAGACGGAGAUCACUACACGCCCGCAACAGGCCCAACAUGGUCGGGCGCGCAGACACCACCACAAGCACGGAUGAGAGCACGGGUACCACGGCCACGGAAACGUCCACUUCGUCGUCGUCCUCAGAAACGUCCACUUCCAACCCGUCAUCUACCUCAUCAUCCGCCACCUCGUCGGGCACGGGAACAAGUACAUCCUCAUCUUCUACGACCUCCACAACGACGACGUCUUCUGCCUCUGCCACGUCGACGUCCUCCUCGAGCAGGGUCAACAUUGGCCUCUCGAGCGCAAUCGUCGGCACGACGCUCGGCAUUGCGGCGGUGGCUGCCUUCGGCGGCGUUUUCAUCUGCGCCUGGCGCGAGGGCGCCGCCAAGAGGAAGGCCAAGAGGGAGGCGGCCCAGAAAGAGGCGUUGUUGGCGAACAUGGGCUAA